This is a messenger RNA of Leptopilina boulardi, 1803 nucleotides long. Its product is annotated as E3 SUMO-protein ligase ZBED1-like. The coding region runs from base 1 to 1803 and encodes 600 amino acids. The transcript has 3 exons. The record is from RefSeq and is a predicted model, not a curated record. Lineage: Eukaryota; Metazoa; Arthropoda; Insecta; Hymenoptera; Figitidae. Gene Ontology annotation, molecular function: protein dimerization activity.
AUGAAGGAAGGUUCAGAGGAAAACAGCAUUUGUAGAGUUUCUUUCGGAAAUCUUAAUGUUUUCUUUCUUGGACAUAGUGUCAUUCCAGUUAUGAGAGGAACCAAAACAGUUACCAGUAAUUCACAAGGCAUAAAACGAAAAGCUGACUGCGAAGAAGCAACUGCGACUAAAAAAGUCAGUCAAGUUGAAAGGUGUGAAAAGAACACGUCGAUUAAUGAAGCAUUUGCAGAAAUUAAAACAUACCAAGAAGGUGGAAUAAAGCAGGCUGCAUUAACUAAUGCUCUUCUUUUCAUGAUUGCCACCGAUGAUUUGCCACUUUCAACUUCAGAAAAAGCAGGAUUUAAAAAAUUUUUGCAAAUUGCAAUGCCGCAUUACAAGCCUCCUAGUCGAAAAACCGUCACUACUCUGUUGGAUUCCAAGUACGAUACUCUAAGCUUAAAGGUUAAAUCUGAUUUAGUAAAUUUAAAAUCAGUUUCUCUUACUACGGACUGCUGGAAAGAAAAUAACACUUGCAGAAGUUACAUGGGUCUUACAAUGCAUUUUUGGAAAGAUUCAUCAUUGCAAGACAUUCGUCUUGGAUGUUUUCCGCUUGACGAAAGUCAUACAAGCGAAUACUUAGGGGAUGAACUUUUAAAGCUAUGUGAUAAUUGGAAUAUUUCAAAGGCAUCAAUCAUUGCUAUUGUGACUGACAACGCAGCUAAUAUUUCGAAAGCUGUUAAAGACAAAUUUUCUAAAAGUGUCCAUUUACCGUGUUUUGCUCACACAUUGCAAUUAGUACCAGAAAGAGCAAUGACAAGUACAACUGAUUUAAUGAAUUUAAUAAAAAGUGUUAAACGCAUUGUCACUUUUUUUAAACAAAGCACAAAUGUUGCAGAUGAACUUCGGUGUCUUCAAGUAGAGUCAGGAAAAACGGAAGGAACUAUUUUGAAAGUGAAGCAAGAGGAAAAAACAAGAUGGAAUACAACGUAUUACAUGGUUGAGAGAUUUCUUUUUUUAGCCCCAAUUAUUAGUUCCGUUCUUUUUCAAAUGCGCGAUGGUCCACAAAUGCUUCAGCCUUGCCAAAUUGGAAUGCUAACAGAUGUCAUGCAGCUUUUGAAACCAAUUGAGCAAGCAACAACUAAAAUGUGCUCUGAAAAAACGGUAUUAAGUAGCGAAAUAAUUCCUCUGAUUAAAUGUUUAAGCGCCUCCAUAAAUCGAAAAACUCCUACAACUAUCGUAGGGAUUGAUUUGCAAUUAAACUUGCAAAACGAAUUGAAGAGAAGAUUUGAACAUAUAGAGAAUGUUUCUUUGAUUGCAAAAGCUUGUAUUCUCGAUCCAAGAUUCAAAAAGCUUCAUUUUGUUUCUGCACUUUCAGCUGUUCAAACAAUUUCUUCUUUAUCACAAGAAAUGUUUUCAUCGGACAAUUCAGCUUUGGAGGAUGUGGUUCAUCUUCAUCCUACUAAUCAUCCUGAUUCUAAUGAUGAACUUUGGUGCCUUCACGAAGAAAGGUCAUCUUCAAAUUUGAUAGAUGAAAGCGAAAUUACGGACGGAAUUCAUAACGAACUUAAAAGUUAUUUGCGACGGAAACUAAUUCGCAGAACGUCAUGUCCUAUGCAAUUUUGGCAACGGGUAAAGGAGGAUUACCCUAUUGUUUAUCCGAUUGCAAUGAAAUAUUUAUCUGUGCCCGCUACAUCUGUUCCUUGUGAACGUCUCUUUUCGAAAGCAUCUAUGAUUGAUACUCCACGAAAAAAUAGAUUAACUGCAGAACACUUAUCGCGAUUGAUCUUUUUAUCAGGCGUAAGUGCAGAGAAUUGGGGAUUUUAA